This is a messenger RNA of Cyprinodon variegatus (sheepshead minnow), 514 nucleotides long. Its product is annotated as macrosialin-like. The transcript has 4 exons. NCBI's taxonomy places the organism in Eukaryota, Metazoa, Chordata, Actinopteri, Cyprinodontiformes, Cyprinodontidae. Gene Ontology annotation, cellular component: membrane. The annotation marks the transcript as partial. The record is from RefSeq and is a predicted model, not a curated record.
ACAAUGGCAACCCCAACUACACCAACAACAACUCCAGCACCUCAACCUACUCCAGCUGCCAAUUUGACUAUAGGAAACUAUAAUCUGUUGGUCAACAAGAAGGUCUGCCUGAUGGCUCAGAUGGAGCUCCAAAUCAGGCUGGAAACACCAAAGGCCAAUGGAACCUUCAUUGUUCAACCAUCGCAGACUAAGCCAAGUGGCGAAUGCUUGGAAACCAAAGCCAACCUGACGCUUUCGUUCUCACAGGGUUUCAUCACCUUAAUCUUCCAAAAGAUUGAUACUGAAGACACCGCCUAUGCUGAGUCUGUUUCUCUCAGUCUGACCUACCCCUUCUCAAAGACAGGACCCAGUCAUUACGUUGCCAAAAACAGUUCGCUGAAUCUGUUCGCUGCAAGGAUCGGAUACUGCUACUCCAGCAAGAAGGAAACUCUCUACAUGGGACAGGGGCUGUACCUGGAUUUCUCACAGCACAGAAUGCAGGCCUUCAACAUCUCCAACGGAGAAUUUGGCGAUC